AUGAAACCCUUGUACUUUUGGCCUUGCCUUGAUUCAAAUGAAGCGGCGCUAGGUGGUAGUGGCCUUGUGGGCAAGGCCAUCCACAAGGUAGUGAAUGAGGACGACACCUCUAAAGACGAGACAUGGGUCUUCCUUUCAUCCAAAGAUGGUGAUUUGGUGGACCGGAAAGCAACCGAAGCAAUCUUCGAGAAGCACAAGCCUACGCAUGUCAUUCAUCUUGCAGCCAGAGUUGGUGGCCUCUUUCACAACAUGGCCAAGAAGGUGGAGUUCUUCCGGGAGAACAUGCUGAUCAAUGACAACGUCAUGGAGUGCUGCCGAAUCUAUCAAGUCAAGAAGUUAGUUUCUUGCCUCUCCACCUGCAUCUUUCCCGAUAAGACCACCUAUCCCAUUGACGAGACCAUGCUGCACAACGGAGCUCCUCAUAGCUCCAACCUGGGCUACUCCAUCGCCAAGCGCCUCGUGGACUCGAUGAACCACUGCUACCAUGAGCAGUAUGGGUGUCAGUUUACAUCGUUGAUCCCGACCAAUGUGUAUGGUCCGCACGACAACUUCAAUGUUCAAGAUGGCCACGUAAUACCUGGCCUCAUUCACAAAUGCUAUUUGGCGAAGCAAAAGGGUGAAGACAUGGUCCUUUGGGGUUCAGGCACCCCAAUGAGGCAAUUUAUAUUUUCAGAAGAUUUAGCGAGGCUCAUCGUUUGGGUGCUUCGUGAGUACAAGGAGAUCGAGCCCAUUAUCCUUAGUGUGGGUGAGGAAGAUGAGGUUUCCAUCAGUGACGUUGCCAAGAUGAUUUGCAGCGCGAUGGACUUCAAGGGACAGUUGAUCAAUGACACCACCAAAGCAGACGGGCAAUUCAAGAAGACUGCAUCAAAUAAGAAGCUCAGGACCUACAAGCCAGACUUCAAGUUCACUCCGAUACAGGAAGGAAUCAAGCAGGCAGUGGACUGGUUUGUUGAGAACUACAGCGUUGCCCGCAAAUGA
Molecule: messenger RNA, 978 nt
Organism: Durusdinium trenchii
Lineage: Eukaryota; Dinophyceae; Suessiales; Symbiodiniaceae
Source: the annotation of a GenBank genome assembly